Messenger RNA from Dibothriocephalus latus, 492 nucleotides. The record is from the annotation of a GenBank genome assembly. NCBI's taxonomy places the organism in Eukaryota, Metazoa, Platyhelminthes, Cestoda, Diphyllobothriidea, Diphyllobothriidae.
AUGUCGGCAAUUGCAUGCUUCAACUCUUCGAAAGAAUACAGUAAAUCGUCGGAGUCCUACUGCAACCUCUUCGAGGGCAGCAUCGGCGUUUCCAGUCUGGUGGAAAUGAAUGGCAUGAGUAGCACCGGUGCUACAGGCGGCCUUACUGAUGGCGAUUCGGGUUGCUUUCAAAACGGCGAUAUGUCCCUCUCCGGCGUGAUGCCUACCAUGGCGCUUGAUUCGGUUACCGGCGAAGCCGAUCAUCGCUUCAGCGAACUCUUCAUGCCCCGUGCGAUCGCUCCCUGCGCCUCGCUGGAGUCCCUUUAUACCUCCACUUCCAUCUCCUCGACUACAGCAUCUACUAUGCCCAGUCCUCUUGAAACGAGCGUCCCUGCUCCCCUCCCCUCCACUGCCACUGCGCCGACUUCAACCUCGGUCACCGCAAUUGGUAACACCUCGGCCUCCACCGGUCUUGUUUUUAUGAACGGCAGGCUUGGGGCCGACCCCUUGGGG